AUGAAGGACGGAGACAUCGUUAUCACCGGCUUUUCGGCCUAUUUCCCCCAAGCGGAUCACCUGGUCGAGUUCAAGGAGAAGCUGUACGGGGGUGUCUACAUGGCCACUGAGGAUGACUCCCGCUGGCCUCCAGGAUACAACGGUAUGCCAAGAAUACACGGGAAGAUCAAAGACCUGUCUCGAUUCGACGCGCAGUUCUUCAGCAAAUACCCGAAGAUGGCUCACGUUAUGGACCCACAGUUGCGACUGCUGUUAGAGACGUCGUACGAGACCGUCAUCGACGCCGGUUACGACCCGGAGACGCUGCGGAAGCGCAAUAUCGGAGUCUUCGUUGGAAACACGAGCGCAGAGACAGCCGAGGCAUUCAGAGCGAACCCGACGAAGAUGUCAGGCUACGCCACAUUAGGAAGCCAUCGGUCCAUGUUCUCCAAUCGGAUUUCCUACUCGCUCGACCUACGAGGACCGAGCAUGACUAUUGACACAGCCUGCUCGUCAACGAUGACCGCCCUGAACGAAGCCGUGUUGGCACUUCGCUCGGGACGCUGCGAGGCGGCCAUAGUUGGAGGAUCGAGUAUCACCCUCAGUCCCAAUGUUAUGGCUAACUCCAUUAACUUGGGAGUGCGGUCAACAGAAGGAAUCAGCAGACCCUUCGAUUCAAACGCUGAUGGCUACGUUCGCAGUGAAACUGUUGGAGUAUUCUUUCUCCAACGGUUUUGUGACGCCCGACGUGUGUACGCCAAGGUGAUCAACGUCAGCGCGAAAACAGAUGGUUUCAAGGAAGAAG
Molecule: messenger RNA, 784 nt
Organism: Dermacentor andersoni
Lineage: Eukaryota; Metazoa; Arthropoda; Arachnida; Ixodida; Ixodidae
Source: RefSeq, a predicted model, not a curated record